AUGGACUCACGAACUAAAUUAUUUCAUUGUGAUGUGUGUUCCACUGAUUGUACUAAUCGUAUAAGAGUACAAUGUGCUAUAUGCACCGAUUACGAUCUAUGUGUCCCUUGCUUUGCUGCUGGACUUACAACAGGGGAUCAUAAACCAUGGCAUGAUUAUCGAAUAAUUGAACAAAACACGUACCCCAUCUUCGAUAGAAACUGGGGUGCUGACGAAGAGUUAUUGUUGAUUCAAGGGUGUGAGACAUUCGGUUUGGGUAAUUGGGCCGAUAUUGCGGACCACAUUGGAAGUAGGUCCAAGGAAGAAGUGGCGGAGCAUUAUUACAAGAUCUACCUCGAAAGUAGGGAUUAUCCAUUGCCAGAAAUGAACAAAGAUUUUACUUCAGUAUCCCCAUUACAAUUCCUCGAGGAAAGAAAAGAGAGAUUAGAGAAAAGGCGGAACAUGCCCUUGCCUCCACCAAAGGGUAAGCCACCAGCCUCGGUACCACUUUGUCACGAGAUUCAAGGUUUCAUGCCUGGUAGGUUGGAGUUUGAUCACGAGGCAGAAAAUGAAGCAGAAGUUCCUAUAAAGGAUAUGAUAUUUGACCCAGACGACCUGAUAAAUGACAUCGAAUUGAAGUUGACCAUUCUCGACAUAUACAAUUCCCGAUUGACAACCAGAGCAGAACGCAAACGAAUAAUGUUUUUGAACAAUCUACUUGAGUAUAGGAAGAACAUCACCAAUGACAAGAAAAAGUCCAAGGAAGAGAAGGAUUUACUUAAAAAAGUCAAUGCUUUCAUACGAGUCUUGAGUCCUGAGGAUUUUGACUCAUUCACACGCGAUCUUUUAACUGAGUUGAAAUGUCGCAUAAGAAUACAACAAUUACAAUCCUGGAGACAGAAUGGUAUCACCACACUCGACGAUGGAGCGAAAUUCGAAAAAGAUAAAGUGAUUAGAAGUGCACAUUAUACGAGGAUGGGUAACGGGACACUUAGUGCUAGACACUCAGCAACUCCAGGUAUUAAUGGAAAUGGGAAAAAGUUCCCCUCUCCUCAACCCGAUUUCAAACCUAAGCCACCGGUCAACAGAGCACCUUUGGAUAUAAGCCAUGCUGCUGAUUUCGAACUUCUUUCACCCGAGGAAAAGCAAUUGUGUGCAACAUUGAGAGUUUUACCAAAACCAUAUUUAGCAAUCAAAAACCAGCUAAUGAAGGAAGCAGUGAAAAACAACGGAGUAUUAAAGAAAAAAGAUGCUCGUCAAGCAUUGAAGAUUGAUGUAAACAAGGCCUCCAAAAUUUAUGAGUUUUUUGUUCAAAUGGGAUGGUUGUCUCAGGGGUGA
This is a messenger RNA of Lodderomyces parapsilosis, 1317 nucleotides long. RefSeq names its product chromatin-binding transcription regulator (gene ADA2). Gene Ontology annotation, cellular component: nucleus; SAGA-type complex. Gene Ontology annotation, biological process: chromatin remodeling; regulation of transcription by RNA polymerase II. The record is from RefSeq and is a predicted model, not a curated record. Gene Ontology annotation, molecular function: transcription coactivator activity; zinc ion binding; protein binding. The transcript has a single exon. Bases 1 to 1317 code for a protein of 438 amino acids. Lineage: Eukaryota; Fungi; Ascomycota; Pichiomycetes; Serinales; Debaryomycetaceae.